Botrytis deweyae is the source of this 1215-nucleotide messenger RNA. RefSeq lists its product as uncharacterized. Gene Ontology annotation, cellular component: extracellular region. Bases 1 to 1215 code for a protein of 404 amino acids. Gene Ontology annotation, biological process: glucan catabolic process. NCBI's taxonomy places the organism in Eukaryota, Fungi, Ascomycota, Leotiomycetes, Helotiales, Sclerotiniaceae. The transcript has 8 exons. The record is from RefSeq and is a predicted model, not a curated record. Gene Ontology annotation, molecular function: hydrolase activity, hydrolyzing O-glycosyl compounds; cellulose binding.
AUGAAGCUCUCAACUCCCCUAUACACAAUCGUUCCACUCGUGUCCGCCGCCGCUGCACAAGGCGCCGCGUACGCACAGUGUGGCGGUACGGGGUGGACUGGCUCUACAACUUGUGCGUCGGGUUAUGUGUGUACAUACGGGAAUGCGUAUUACUCGCAAUGCUUGCCUGGAACUGCAACUUUAACAACAGUUACAAGUGCAACAACCAGUGCAGGCGCAACACCAAGUUCGGCGGGAAAGACAAAGUAUAUUGGUACCAACAUCGCCGGAUUCGACUUCGGCUGCACAACAGAUGGUACAUGUCUAACCAACAAAAUCUUGCCAGCUCUCAAAAGCCUCAACAAUGGCCCCGAUGGCCUAGGUCAAAUGACCCACUUCGUCUCCAAAACUGGUCAUAAUAUUUUCCGUCUCCCCGUUGGCUGGCAAUACCUUGUGAACAACAAUCUCGGGGGAACACUCGACAGCUCCAAUCUUGCGACCUAUGAUCAGCUGGUCCAGGGAUGCUUGGCAACGGGUGCUACCUGCGUAAUUGAUAUCCAUAACUAUGCGAGGUGGAAUGGAGGCAUCAUUGGACAGGGAGGACCAACGGAUGCGCAGUUCGUGAGUCUGUGGACUCAAUUGGCGGCGAAGUAUAAGUCAAAUACUAAGAUCGUUUUUGGAUUGAUGAACGAACCACAUGAUUUGAAUAGUAUAACCACCUGGGCAGCAACGCUUCAAAAAGUUGUUACUGCUAUUCGUCAAGCGGGCGCAACAUCUAACAUGCUUCUACUCCCUGGUACUGACUACACAUCCGCAGGCGCUUUCAUCACCAACGGUAGCGGCGCCGCCCUCUCCAAAAUUACCAAUCCUGAUGGCACUUUCACCAAUCUGAUCUUCGACGUACACAAAUAUCUCGACUCCGAUAAUUCUGGAACCCACACCGAGUGCGUAACCAACAAUAUCGAUACUGCAUUUGCACCACUAGCAACUUGGCUACGGGCAAAUAAGAGACAAGCUAUAUUGAGCGAGACAGGCGGUGGAAAUACCGCAAGUUGUCAGAAGUACUUGUGUCAAGAAGUUGAUUAUUUGAAUGCGAACUCGGAUGUCUAUUUGGGAUAUAUUGGAUGGUCUGCUGGAAGCUUCGAUUCAACUUACGAAUUGGUAGAAACGCCAAUUGGAAGUGGAUCUUCUAUGACUGACCAAGCGCUCGUCGCGGCUUGUCUUACUCGAAAAUAG